CUCGAGCCGGUGUUACAGACACGCGACACAGUAUUUCUUUUCCUUUCAGUGUAGCCGGUCGUCAAGAGAAAAAGGUUGCUGUCUUGUAGUUUGACGUCUUAUUCCUGAGGUCUGCAACCAUGCCGUCCGAUCUGGCCAAGAAGAAGGCAGCAAAGAAAAAGGAGGCAGCAAAGGCCCGUCAGCGUACCAAAAAGCCAGAUGAGGUGAAUGGAGAAGCUGAGAAGCCCGAAUGCCAAGAGAAUGGGACAGCAGACAAUGAGGUGGCCAGCCUGACUAAAGAGCUGGAUGAGUUUGAAAUGAAGAAGACUGAGGCAAGAGCGGUGACAGGGGUCUUGGCGUCCCACCCCAACAGCACAGAUGUGCAUAUCAGCAGCUUGUCCCUGACUUUCCACGGCCAGGAGCUGCUCAGUGACACCAGCCUAGAGCUGAACUCAGGCCGUCGCUAUGGCCUCAUCGGUCUCAAUGGCACAGGCAAGUCUAUGUUGCUGUCUGCAAUUGGCCAUCGUGAAGUCCCCAUUCCUGAGCACAUAGACAUCUACCACCUCACUAGAGAGAUGCCUCCCAGUGAGAAGACUGCUCUUCAGUGUGUCAUGGAGGUUGACGAGGAACGUAUCCUGCUGGAAAAGGAGGCAGAGCGCCUAGCUCACGAGGACUCGGAGUGUGAGAAGCUAAUGGAGAUUUACGAGCGCUUGGAGGAGCUGGAUGCUGACAAAGCCGAGGUCCGGGCCUCCCGCAUCCUGCACGGCCUGGGCUUCAGUUCUUCCAUGCAGCGCAAGAAGCUCAAGGACUUCAGUGGAGGCUGGCGGAUGCGUGUUGCUCUGGCCAGAGCACUGUUCAUCAAGCCCUUCAUGCUGCUCCUGGAUGAGCCCACCAACCAUCUGGACCUGGAUGCCUGUGUCUGGCUAGAGGAGGAGCUAAGACAGUUUAAAAGAAUUCUAGUCCUGAUCUCCCACUCACAAGACUUCCUCAACGGGGUGUGCACCAACAUCAUCCAUCUGCAUCAACGGAAACUGAAGUAUUAUACGGGUAACUAUGAUCAGUAUGUCAAGACCAGGGAGGAGCUCGAAGAGAAUCAAAUGAAACGGUACAACUGGGAGCAGGACCAAAUUGCACACAUGAAGAAUUAUAUUGCACGUUUUGGUCAUGGCUCAGCUAAGCUGGCUCGACAGGCACAGAGCAAGGAGAAGACCCUGCAGAAGAUGGUAGCUUCAGGCUUGACUGAGCGUGUUGUGAAUGACAAGACCCUGUCAUUUUAUUUUCCUCCCUGUGGGAAGAUUCCCCCUCCUGUUAUUAUGGUUCAGAAUGUGAGCUUCAGAUACUCUGACAGUGCGCCAUACAUAUACAAGAACCUAGAGUUUGGUAUUGAUUUGGACACAAGAGUAGCCUUGGUGGGCCCCAAUGGAGCUGGGAAGUCCACACUGCUGAAGCUCCUGGCGGGAGAGCUUCUGCCUACUGACGGUAUGAUCAGGAAGCACUCUCAUGUGAAAAUUGGUAGAUAUCACCAGCACCUGACAGAGCAGUUGGAGCUCGACCUCUCUCCCCUGGAGUACAUGAUGAAGUGCUACCCAGAAAUCAAGGAGAAGGAGGAGAUGAGGAAGAUCAUCGGUCGCUAUGGACUGACGGGAAAACAGCAGGUGAGCCCCAUCAGGAACCUUUCUGAUGGCCAGAAGUGUCGUGUCUGCUUUGCUUGGCUGGCCUGGCAGAACCCCCACAUGCUUUUCCUCGAUGAGCCCACCAAUCAUCUGGACAUCGAAACAAUUGAUGCCCUUGCCGAUGCCAUCAAUGAAUUUGAAGGUGGUAUGAUGCUGGUCAGCCAUGACUUCAGGCUCAUCCAGCAGGUUGCUCGGGAAAUCUGGGUUUGCGAGAAGCAGACCAUAACUAAGUGGAACAGAGACAUCUUGGCAUACAAGGAACACUUGAAGUCCAAGAUUGACAAGCAGGCGCAUGACAUAUAAAGAUCCAUCAGAUGGCGCUGUCAGGGUGGGACUCUACGGACCUUCACUCCCUGCAGUCUCCUAGCUGUUUUCAGAUGCAUGCAGAAAUGGCAAUAAGGUCCCCCUCAUUUUUCACUGUAUGUGGCCUGUUGUCCUGCUGAUUAUCUGCACCGCGUCAAGGUUCCACAUCUGUGUCGUCACAGCGGUUUUCAUUGGUCCCUCCCAACAUUUCCUUCAGUGCACUUAAGAACUUUUCAUUUUAUUCAUCAUAUCAGAAGCAGUAAAAAUGGGACUUGUCAGUUUCCCCCCUCCUUCCCCCACUCCAAAUAAUUUUUUUGCUCACUCUUAGAGCUUUUUUAUUUUCAUUUAUUUAACAUUCUUGCAAUAAUGGGUUUGUCUGAAAUAAACAAGUAAGUAUACACUAUGGUGUUUGCCUUAAUUGCACAUCCGUUAAAGUGUUUAAAAAGCCAGGUGAAACCCUGGGCAUGUAGCACACUAAUAUGUUUUUUCUGAAUUUGUGUUGAAAAUCCAGUCUCGGAUGUCUUCCUUUGUACUGCACAGUGAAAGGGUUUCCGUGGGAAGAGCUUAACACAUACUUAUCCUGAACAACUAAAUUGCCCUGCCUUAAGUUCUCUUUUCAGUUAGUUAUAAGUAUGACGUUUUUUUACUCACACCCAGUUCCCCCCCCAUGUUCAGUUGUUAUGUCACACUUCAGUCUUUCACUUGAAUGACUAGCGGUAAAUACCAUUCCUCAAUUAGGCUGUACCUGUUUUGC
Molecule: messenger RNA, 2709 nt
Organism: Scleropages formosus (Asian bonytongue)
Lineage: Eukaryota; Metazoa; Chordata; Actinopteri; Osteoglossiformes; Osteoglossidae
Gene: abcf2a
Product: ATP-binding cassette, sub-family F (GCN20), member 2a
Exons: 15
Coding region: 120-1955 (611 amino acids)
Molecular function (GO): ATP binding; ATP hydrolysis activity
Source: RefSeq, a predicted model, not a curated record